Molecule: messenger RNA, 3746 nt
Organism: Monodelphis domestica (gray short-tailed opossum)
Lineage: Eukaryota; Metazoa; Chordata; Mammalia; Didelphimorphia; Didelphidae
Gene: TFCP2
Product: transcription factor CP2
Biological process (GO): positive regulation of transcription by RNA polymerase II
Cellular component (GO): nucleus
Molecular function (GO): DNA-binding transcription activator activity, RNA polymerase II-specific; RNA polymerase II cis-regulatory region sequence-specific DNA binding
Source: RefSeq, a predicted model, not a curated record
AGGGGUCUGCGCGGGCCUGGGUUUGCGGCAAGCACUAGACGCCCUUCUCCACGCUUUGUGGCGGCGGGGAGUAGUUUUUUGUGGGUUGGGGGUGUAGGGGUGUUUAGCGAGCCGACACGAUUCCGAGGAAACUUAUUUUGGCCUUAGUACUGAGGGAUCUUCUGGGUCGGGGAGGAGUGACCGGAAACGAGGCCUCGCAUUUGCAGCGACCGGGGGCUUGCAGCAAGAGAGACUGGUGUGUGCAGGGAGGCCCUAGGGAAGGAAGCGGGAUGGCCUGGGCCCUGAAGCUGCCGCUGGCCGACGAGGUGAUCGAGUCCGGGCUGGUGCAGGACUUCGACGCGAGUCUGUCCGGGAUCGGUCAGGAACUGGGCGCGGGAGCCUAUAGCAUGAGUGACGUCCUUGCAUUGCCCAUUUUUAAACAAGAAGAGUCAAGUUUGCCACCUGAUAAUGAGAAUAAAAUCCUACCUUUCCAGUAUGUGCUUUGUGCUGCUACCUCUCCUGCAGUAAAACUCCAUGAUGAAACACUCACAUAUCUCAAUCAAGGACAGUCUUAUGAAAUCCGAAUGCUGGACAACAGGAAACUUGGAGAACUCCCAGAAAUCAAUGGCAAGUUAGUGAAGAGUAUAUUUCGAGUGGUAUUCCAUGACAGAAGACUGCAGUACACUGAGCAUCAACAACUUGAGGGAUGGAGAUGGAACAGGCCUGGGGAUAGAAUUCUUGAUAUAGAUAUCCCAAUGUCUGUAGGUAUAAUUGACCCCAGGGCAAAUCCAACACAACUGAAUACUGUGGAGUUCCUCUGGGACCCUGCAAAGAGGACAUCCGUGUUUAUUCAGGUACAUUGUAUCAGCACAGAGUUCACUAUGAGAAAACAUGGUGGAGAAAAGGGUGUUCCAUUCCGAGUUCAGAUUGACACCUUCAAGGAGAAUGAGAAUGGAGAAUACACUGAGCACUUGCAUUCAGCCAGCUGUCAGAUCAAAGUUUUCAAGCCCAAAGGUGCAGACAGGAAGCAAAAAACAGACAGGGAGAAAAUGGAGAAGCGAACCCCUCACGAAAAGGAAAAAUACCAACCUUCCUAUGAGACAACUAUACUCACGGAGUGCUCUCCAUGGCCUGAGAUCACAUAUGUCAAUAAUUCCCCAUCACCUGGCUUUAACAGUUCCCAUAGCAGUUUUUCAAUUGGAGAAGGGAAUGGCUCACCAAACCACCAGCCAGAACCGCCUCCUCCACUUACAGAUACUCUCCUGCCAACAACUACCCCUCAGGAAGCUCAACAGUGGCUACAUCGCAACCGAUUCUCCACCUUCUCACGACUUUUCACAAACUUCUCAGGUGCAGAUUUAUUGAAGUUAACCAGAGAUGAUGUCAUCCAAAUUUGUGGACCUGCUGAUGGAAUCCGACUCUUUAAUGCCUUAAAAGGGCGGAUGGUGAGACCCAGGCUGACAAUUUAUGUUUGCCAAGAAUCCUUGCAAGUGAGGGAGCAGCAGCAGCAGCAACAACAGCAGCAGCAGCAGCAGAAACAGGAGAAUGGAGACUCAAAUGGUGCUUUCUUUGUGUACCAUGCCAUCUAUCUGGAAGAACUGACUGCUGUUGAGCUGACAGAGAAAAUCGCUCAGCUUUUCAGUAUUUCCCCUCGUCAGAUCAGUCAGAUCUACAAACAGGGGCCAACAGGGAUCCAUGUACUCAUCAGUGAUGAGAUGAUUCAGAACUUCCAGGAAGAAGCUUGUUUUGUUCUGGACACAAUGAAAGCUGAAACCAAUGAUAGCUACCACAUCAUAUUGAAAUAGAAGGGGAACAUUCCACGCUGGGUAUCUGCUGCUUCCUUCACCUCUUGGAGACUCCCCAUCUUACAGAGGGAUGUGGAUAGAGAUUUGGAAAGCUGCAGGAGCCUGACGUGGAGGUGGGGUGGUGCUACACUCUAGAGGUGGAAUCCCAGCCCUCCUAGCACACACAGAUUUCUGUCUGGCAUGCAGUUUUGCAGCUAUUUCUUAGUUACAAUUUCUGGACUGUGUUGUUGUUGAAUAUUGAUAGAAACUUGUCACAUCAUUUAGGUUUAUGUAGGGCAUAAUGAUGAUGGGAAUUGUGUGUUUAAUUGAAAGACGUUAAAUUUUGUGAUAAUCUGGAGCCAUGUAAUUUUUUUUCUAAUAUAUAAAUAAAAAUAAAUCUAUGUUCUUUAGACCAUCCACCAACCAAUUCCCCCCAUAAUAGUCCUGCAAUCUCUGCUUUUGCUGGAGUGUAUUUGUUUCUGGAAAGCAGAAUGAUGGAAACUUUGGAUUUUUUCCCAUGUACUGUAUCCCUUUACCAUUAGAUACUUUUGCUACCAUAGGGUGAUCCUGCAGUGCUGUGGUGGUAUGCAAGUUUCCACAGAGGACUGAGGAAACAGCUGCCAAAAGUGGCCAUUACAUGAGUAGGGUCAGAGAUGGGAAAAACAAAAUAGAAGUGCUCGCUCUCUCCUUUUUUUUCUUUUUUUUUUCUUUUGGCAAUAUUACACAAUGAUGUUGGCAAGAUUUGAGCACUGACUGGACUUCCCAAAGUUAAUUUUUCUCAAUGAAGUUCUCAGAUUGUUCUUUUGAUGUAUUGGGCUUUUUUCUCUUUACCCUGUGUCUAUGCUUAUGUAGUGUUUUUGAUUGGGUACUUUUUAAGAAAGUUUCCCAUGUCAGUAGAAGGAACCCUAAACUAGAAGUCAAGACCUGGGUUCUAAUCCUUAGCUUUGCUAUGAUCUUGGGCAGCUUAAUCCUUUUGUGCUUCUCUUUCCUCAUCUAUAAAUAAGAGAUGGUAAAUAAUGUAAUCUCCAAGAUCUUUUUUAGUUCUGAAAUCCAGAAUUCUCUAUCCUGUUUGUAUUCACACCCUUCCCAUAUGUUUUUGUUCUACUUAAAAAAUGCUUGUGUCUGUGACUGGGUAUUCCUUUCUUGUUUUACAUGUAGAUUGUCAAGAUUUCCCUUUACAGAUUGAAUUAGGGCUGAAGAAGACAAUGUUCAAAGACUCUGUAUUGUAUGGGUUUGGAUUUUUUUUUUUUAAGCACUUGGAUAAAGCUUAAUUGGUUUUUAUACAAAAGAAACUUUUGUCCAUUAAAGUUAUCCUGCAAUGUAGUCUAAUUCCUUUUGGUUCAAGACAAAUUGAAAAUCUUUAAGGUAGAAGAUUAAAAUGAUUUCUUGGUAACUUCUGUAAGACUUUUACUAAAGCAGCCUGAUAUAUUAGACUGACAUGCCUUUAAGAGGAUGUCAGUCAGAUGUCCCAUUUUCUGUGGAUGGUCACAGGACAUGGACUCAAGUUUGUCAUAGCUAGAGGUUCCCUAGUAUUGGCCUCACUUCUUCCUGUGCCCUCUCAUGAUAUCUUUGUCUAGAUUACAUUGAUUGUCAUAGUUUUUUGAAGUAUUCAGAGUCUAAGAGUGCACAUGCAUCCGUGUCUCCUAAGGUGAGGCCUUCAUAUUUACUAAUAGGCUGUCUUUAUUGCCAAGAAAAUUUAUCAAGCCUCUUUUGUGUCAAUCAGAAAAAGACAGGCAUAAUGAUGAAACCUAUCAGUGCUUGAAUUGAGAUUUAAAAGAAAAUAAAUAGUUGUUUCACUGCAAUUGAAGAAAUAAAGAUGUAUGAUAGCUGUCUGGCUCUACCCCUACCUCUUCUAACCCCCCAAAAGAAAUGGAGUCUCAGUUUGCUUGACUUAAGCACUGCCUAUAGCAGUACUUUGAAAAAUGAAUAAGCUAAUUCCAGAAGAAUAUCUGUACCAUGCAGAAUAAAGACUUUUGAAUCCUU